Molecule: messenger RNA, 1283 nt
Organism: Magnolia sinica
Lineage: Eukaryota; Viridiplantae; Streptophyta; Magnoliopsida; Magnoliales; Magnoliaceae
Product: N-carbamoylputrescine amidase
Exons: 9
Coding region: 228-1082 (284 amino acids)
Molecular function (GO): N-carbamoylputrescine amidase activity
Source: RefSeq, a predicted model, not a curated record
GCAAGGGGUUCCUGUCCAAUCCAAAGAUCUUCCCCAGACUCUUAUCUCCUAAAAAGGAAAUGCUUUUCAAUAGUUGUAUUUGUUUGUCGAGGACCUAUUGUGGAAGCCAACAGCAGAUGGCGUCUUCUCAGUUAAAUUGGCUUAGAAUUUUGUUCAAGUUAGAUGCAUAAAUCCUGUAUGGAGUUAAUGGGCUUGGAAUAAUUUUAUUCCCACUAAAGUUGUGUUUCAUGUGUCGUUUACUCCAUGCAAGAUUUCUGUGGAUGAUGUGGCUGGUUAGAGCUGCUCAAAAGAAAGGGGCAAACAUCAUUCUCAUUCAGGAACUCUUUGAGGGAUAUUACUUCUGUCAAGCCCAAAGGGAGGAUUUCUUUCGAAGAGCUAAGCCUUAUAAAGGACACCCGACAAUUCUUAGGAUGCAAAAGCUUGCAAAAGAGUUGGGUGUUGUGAUACCUGUGAGUUUUUUCGAAGAAGCAAAUAAUGCUCACUACAAUUCAAUAGCUAUAAUUGAUGCUGAUGGGACUGAUCUUGGGCUGUACAGGAAGUCACAUAUCCCGGAUGGACCAGGCUACCAAGAAAAAUUCUAUUUCAAUCCUGGUGACACUGGCUUUAAGGUCUUUGAAACAAAGUUUGCCAAAAUUGGAGUAGCCAUUUGCUGGGAUCAAUGGUUUCCAGAGGCAGCACGAUCAAUGGUUCUUCAAGGUGCAGAGGUAUUGUUCUACCCCACUGCUAUUGGAUCAGAACCACAAGAUGAUGGACUUGAUUCCUGUGAACAUUGGAAGCGGGUAAUGCAAGGGCAUGCUGGAGCGAAUUUGGUGCCUCUAGUAGCUUCAAAUCGGAUUGGAAAAGAGAUAAUUAAGACAGAACAUGGAGAUAGUGAGAUCAUGUUCUAUGGCAAUUCAUUUAUAGCAGGUCCAACAGGAGAAAUAGUCGCAGCAGCCAAUGAAAAGGAAGAAGACAUUUUGAUUGCUGAAUUCAACCUGGACAAGAUCAAGUCCAAGAGGCAUGGUUGGGGAGUGUUUCGCGAUCGACGUCCAGACCUUUACAAGGCACUUCUGACAUUAGAUGGCUGCAGUCCUCCUCAGUGAUUUAAAUGCACCGCAGAUGGGCUGGUCGCUUGUUUAGUACUGUAGAGGUACUUUGCCUAGCUGCUAUGUUAAAGUUAGGGAAUAAGUUUUUACUGAUGCUGUCCAUCUUUGUAACGUUUUAUCAUUUUUAUAUUUGACUGUAACAUGGGUUUUACCUUAGAUGAUGAUGGCUUUCAGUUUCAGUAAAAAAGACUUGCAAUA